AUGAACGGAUCUUACAAUGAUGUGCUCCUGCUGCAAUUCAGCUCUCAGAUUAAUCACACAGAAUCAGGCUGUGAAAAUGCCAGCUCCAUGUUGUGGAUAUCUAACAGCACAUCUGCUCCUCCUCCAGCAGGAGCACUGUGCCAGCAGGUUCAGAUCAAGGCUGAAGUUUUUCUUACACUUGGUAUUGUCAGCCUGCUGGAAAACAUUCUGGUCAUUUCAGCGGUUGUGAAGAACAAGAACCUGCAUUCGCCAAUGUACUUUUUUCUCUGCAGCCUGGCUGCGGCGGACAUGCUCGUCAGCGUUUCUAAUUCCUUGGAGACGAUGGUAAUUGCACUUCUGAGGAGCAACCUUCUUGAACUGAGCGACUAUUUUGUUCGCUUGAUGGACAACAUCUUUGAUUCUAUGAUCUGUAUUUCACUGGUGGCAUCCAUCUGCAACCUCCUGACUAUUGCCAUUGACCGUUAUGUCACUAUUUUUUAUGCACUGCGCUACCAUAGUAUUGUUACAGCCCGGCGGGCAUUAAGUGCCAUUGGAGUUAUUUGGCUUGUCUGCAUCAUCUGUGGCAUUGUUUUUAUUGUGUACUCGGAAAGCAAGAUGGUCAUUAUCUGUCUAAUCACGAUGUUCUUUACAAUGCUGGCAUUAAUGGCUACACUCUAUGUGCACAUGUUUCUGCUUGCUAGGCUCCACAUUAAGCGAAUCGCAGUGUUACCCGCUGUUGCCGGUGACCCAGUGCCUCGGCAACGCAGCUGCCCGAAGGGAGCAGUGACUAUCAGCAUCUUGUUGGGGGUUUUUGUGUGCUGCUGGGCACCCUUCUUUCUUCACCUUAUUCUUUUGGUAGCUUGUCCACGCCACCCUCUCUGCCUUUGCUACAUGUCACACUUCACCACUUACCUGGUGCUCAUCAUGUGUAACUCGGUCAUCGAUCCGAUCAUCUAUGCCUUCCGCAGCCUAGAGAUGAGAAAGACUUUUAGGGAGAUUCUCUGCUGUUUCGGGGGAGGAUGCCCGGUUCCAGCUUGUGAGACAGUGCAAGAUUUGGAGACUGGAGGAUCGAUAGAGAGACAACAAAAACGGGAAAAGGAAAAUGAGACUGAGUGA
This is a messenger RNA of Trichomycterus rosablanca, 1095 nucleotides long. RefSeq names its product melanocortin 3 receptor (gene mc3r). The transcript has a single exon. Gene Ontology annotation, biological process: regulation of metabolic process; adenylate cyclase-activating G protein-coupled receptor signaling pathway. Bases 1 to 1095 code for a protein of 364 amino acids. The record is from RefSeq and is a predicted model, not a curated record. Lineage: Eukaryota; Metazoa; Chordata; Actinopteri; Siluriformes; Trichomycteridae. Gene Ontology annotation, cellular component: plasma membrane; cytoplasm. Gene Ontology annotation, molecular function: peptide hormone binding; melanocyte-stimulating hormone receptor activity.